Messenger RNA from Neurospora hispaniola, 471 nucleotides. Its product is annotated as 60S ribosomal protein L25. The coding region runs from base 1 to 471 and encodes 156 amino acids. Gene Ontology annotation, molecular function: structural constituent of ribosome. Gene Ontology annotation, biological process: ribosomal large subunit assembly; translation. The transcript has 4 exons. The record is from RefSeq and is a predicted model, not a curated record. Lineage: Eukaryota; Fungi; Ascomycota; Sordariomycetes; Sordariales; Sordariaceae. Gene Ontology annotation, cellular component: ribosome; cytosolic large ribosomal subunit.
AUGGCCCCUAAGGAUACCAAGAAAGGCGGUGCCUCUAAGGCCGGUAAGGGCGCUCAGGCCAAGAAGGCUGCCCAGGCUGCCCUCAAGGGUGUGCACUCGCACAAGAAGACCAAGGUCAGAUACUCGACUACCUUCCACCGCCCCAAGACUCUUCAGCUGUCUCGGGCUCCCAAGUACCCUCGCAAGUCGAUCCCUCACGAGCCCCGUCUCGAUGAGCACAAGGUCAUCGUCCACCCUCUCAACACCGAGGGUGCCCUGAAGAAGAUCGAGGAGCAGAACACCCUCGUCUUCAUCGUCGAUGUCAAGGCCAACAAGGCCCAGAUCAAGCAGGCUCUCAAGAAGCUCUAUGACAUUGACACCGUCAAGAUCAACACCCUGAUCCGCCCUGACGGUUCCAAGAAGGCCUUUGCUCGCCUCACUGCCGAUGUCGAUGCCCUCGACAUUGCUGCCACCAAGCUCGGCCUUGUCUAA